Molecule: messenger RNA, 2465 nt
Organism: Herpailurus yagouaroundi (jaguarundi)
Lineage: Eukaryota; Metazoa; Chordata; Mammalia; Carnivora; Felidae
Gene: FGL2
Product: fibrinogen like 2
Exons: 2
Coding region: 136-1458 (440 amino acids)
Source: RefSeq, a predicted model, not a curated record
UGGUGAUGCAAGCGCUCCCGCCCUUUUCUGAGAACACAGAAAACCUGACUCAGGCAGGCAGCUGCGGCUAUUAAAACAGCGCCGGCCCGCACGCGUCCCUGCUGGGGUGAGGGCCGCCGCCGCCGCCGAGCAACAAUGAAGCUAGCCAACUGGUGGGGGCUGAGCUCGGCUGUCCUUGCGGCUUAUGGCGUUUUGGUUGUGGCGAACAAUGAAACGGAGGAAGUUAAAGAUGAAAUGGCCAAGGAUGCCUGCCCGGUGAGACUAGAAAGCAGAGGGAAAUGCGAGGAGGGGAGCGAAUGCCCCUACCAGGUGAGCCUGCCGCCACUGACCAUUCAGCUCCCGAAGCAGUUUGGCAGGAUCGAGGAGGUGUUCAAGGAAGUCCAGAACCUCAAGGAAAUGGUAAAUAGCCUCAAGAAAUCUUGCCAAGACUGCAAACUGCAAGCUGACGACAGCCGAGACCCGGGCAGAAAUGGACGGCUGUUACCUAGCCCAGGAGCGCUAGGAGAAGCCGAUGACAACAGAGUUCGAGAAUUAGAGAGUGAGGUUAACAAGCUGUCCUCUGACCUAAAGAAUGCAAAGGAGGAGAUCGAUGUGCUUCAGGGUCGCCUGGAGAAGCUCAACCUUGUAAAUAUGAACAACAUAGAAAAUUAUGUUGACAGCAAAGUGGCAAAUCUAACAUUUGUAGUCAAUAGUUUGGAUGGCAAGUGUUCAUCUAAGUGUCCCAAUCAAGAAGAAAUACAGUCACGUCCAGUUCAACAUCUAAUAUAUAAAGAUUGCUCUGACUACUACACAAUAGGCAAAAGAAGCAGUGAGACCUACAGAGUCACACCGGAUCCCAAAAACAGUAGCUUCGAAGUUUAUUGUGACAUGGAGACCAUGGGGGGAGGCUGGACAGUGCUGCAGGCACGUCUCGAUGGAAGUACCAACUUCACCAGAACAUGGCAAGACUACAAAGUAGGCUUUGGGAACCUCAGAAGAGAAUUUUGGCUGGGGAACGAUAAAAUUCAUCUUUUGACCAAAAGUAAAGAAAUGAUUCUAAGAAUUGAUCUUGAAGACUUUAAUGGUGUCAAACUCUAUGCCUUGUAUGAUCAAUUUUACGUGGCCAACGAGUUUCUCAAAUACCGUUUGCACGUCGGUAAUUAUAACGGCACAGCUGGAGAUGCCUUACAUUUCAGUAAACAUUACAACCAUGAUCUGAAGUAUUUCACCACCCCAGAUAGAGACAAUGAUCGGUAUCCCUCUGGGAACUGUGGGCUCUAUUACAGUUCAGGCUGGUGGUUUGAUGCAUGUCUUUCUGCAAACUUAAAUGGCAAAUAUUAUCACCAAAAAUAUAGAGGUGUCCGUAAUGGGAUUUUCUGGGGCACCUGGCCUGGUAUAACUGAGGCACACCCUGGUGGCUACAAGUCCUCCUUCAAAGAGGCUAAAAUGAUGAUGAGACCCAAGCACUUUAAGCCAUAAAUCACUAAACUCAUUCCUCUGGGUAUUUAUUACCUAAUACGGCAAUUAAUUCCUUGAGCACUUUGGAAUAUGUUUUAUACUCCUUUACUAUGACUAAAAAUUUAUCUCUAGGAAUAGGUUCUUAUGCUACACAGCAUUUGAAAUAAAGCGGAAAAAGCACACAUUUUAUAGGCAUCUUUUGUUGCUGUUAUACUGUUAUCCAGAUGAAUAUUUGCAAAGCAAUUGGGAGUGUUGAGAAUUACACAUUAGAUUUAUGAUUCCCUUAAUUUCUAUUAAUUGAAAGAUUUUCUAUGUACUUAUGUUACUUGCUAUAAUUAUGAAAUCAUUGUUUAUUUAGCAGGCUGGAUUUUUACACAAGUAAUCUGUAUUUUGAUUGUGACUUAAAUACCUUUUGUUCAGGCUAUAGUCAGUUAUUGGCUAUUUAUGUCUCUAAAUACUUUAAUCCUCAUUCUGAGAUAAACCUUCUCAAUUUAUGUCAUUUCUUUUGGGUCAGGAAGACCCUACAGCAUUUUAGCUCCCAGACAAAGGGAAAUACAUGUAAUUAAACCUGUUCAUGUACUAUUUGUGAAAUGUAAAAUAUUUGUCAUUUAAAAUAUUUUGGUGGUAGCAUAAUGUCACUCCUAAAAGCAUUCAGAAAAUUAAUUCAACCUUAAAGACCAUGAUUUAAAGGUUAUUAAUUCACAGUUGAUAACUCUUUAGGUGUGGAUGGUUAAAACUGCUUUACUAUAAAAAUUAGCUUCCUUUGCUUUGAUUGCACAACAGUUUUUAAUUUAAGAUUGCUCAUUACUGUGCAUGACUACUGGUAGGCUUUCUUUUGGAAGGGUAGGUGUAGGUGGGGAAUGAAGCAUUUAUUUAUAGACUAGAUUACUCUGAGGGCCAAAGCAUUUAUAUCCAAAGCAAUAUUUUCAUUAAGUGAUUCACUUCAUAGAAAGCUAAGUUUUAUAAGACAUAUGUAUUUUGAUAUAUAUAGAAUAGUAGUUCAAAUAUUAUGUAUAUCUCAACUCUAA